Molecule: messenger RNA, 1124 nt
Organism: Bradysia coprophila
Lineage: Eukaryota; Metazoa; Arthropoda; Insecta; Diptera; Sciaridae
Product: bifunctional epoxide hydrolase 2-like
Molecular function (GO): catalytic activity
Source: RefSeq, a predicted model, not a curated record
UCUCGGGUGAUAGAGACAAUGCCAAAGUGUUACAUCAACUUGGCUACGAUAAUUUACGUUUUUUCAAAUUCUCAGGUAUAAGGAGAUAAAUAAGAAACCAUGUUGGAUAAAUACGACCCUGCCACAUACAACCACCAAUACGCUACCGUAAAUGGUAUCCGUAUGCACUAUGUCGAUGAAAACCCAACUUCCAGCAAUCCUUUGUUGCUGAUUCACGGUUGGCCCGAUCUUUGGAUUGGUUGGAGAGAACAAAUUCAAUUCCUUGUUGAACUUGGUUAUCGCGUAAUUGUCCCUUCUCUUCGUGGUUUUGGUGAAACUGAUGCACCUGAAGAUCCGGCAGAAUAUGGUUUUGGAACCGUAUGCAAAGACUUAGCUGGUCUGUUAGACCACCUGGAGAUUCCAACCAUAACGGUUAUCGGUCAUGAUUGGGGAGGAGCUGUUACUUGGCGCUUCGGUCAAUUUUAUCCAGAAAGAGUUAAGGCACUUGCCAGCUUUUGUACACCUUAUUUCGUACCAGCCAAACAAGAAGUCACUCUUGAACAAAUUGUUCAAGUCUUGCCCAACUUUAAAUAUCAAAUCUAUUUAUGUACUCCCGAAGCCGAAAAAGAUAUCAAUGAGAAUGUUGGCAAAUUUUUUCGUCGCAUUUUCCGACCUAUUACUGAUAUUGAUGGUCCACUCAUUGAUCCCAAGACAAACCGAUUAGCUGAAGGUCGUCCGGAUCGAAUUCGUCAUGAAAUGGUACCGGAAAAGGUGAUGGAGUAUUACAUCAAGACAUUUACUGAACGCGGUGCUCGUGGUGGUUUGAAUUGGUACAAGCAAACACACAAUAACUAUGUUCAAUGUAAAGACCUUGAUGCUAUCAUUAACAAGCCGGCAAUGAUGGUCACUGCGGAACUCGAUAAGGCUUUGCCUCCAUCUAUGGCUGAGAAAAUGAUUGAUUAUAUUCCUGGUGUCGAGAUGCAUCUUGUUGCUGGUUCUGGUCAUUGGAUUCUCUGGGAAAAGCCAGAAGAGUGUAACAAGUUUCUACGUGAAUUCCUUGCGAAGGUUGAUCCCAUAUUGUGCAAGUUGUAGUUUUCUUCUUUUCGUUAAAUUCAUUUCAUAUUAAAAAGCUCUUGCAGCAAUUA